Leptopilina heterotoma is the source of this 3484-nucleotide messenger RNA. It is a transcript of the gene ari-1, whose product is annotated as E3 ubiquitin-protein ligase ariadne-1. The record is from RefSeq and is a predicted model, not a curated record. Lineage: Eukaryota; Metazoa; Arthropoda; Insecta; Hymenoptera; Figitidae. The coding region runs from base 678 to 2207 and encodes 509 amino acids. Gene Ontology annotation, biological process: protein polyubiquitination; ubiquitin-dependent protein catabolic process; positive regulation of proteasomal ubiquitin-dependent protein catabolic process. Gene Ontology annotation, cellular component: nucleus; cytoplasm; ubiquitin ligase complex. Gene Ontology annotation, molecular function: ubiquitin conjugating enzyme binding; zinc ion binding; ubiquitin protein ligase activity. The transcript has 8 exons.
UAAUGCAUUUUAGGGGUGAUAGGCAGUGAGAAUAUCACAUUCUAUGUUAAUUUUUUUCUUGUGUUUUGUGCAUUGGAAUUGACUUAAUAUCGGUUUUAAAGUAUCAUAAAAUUUAUGGGAAAUUCUAAUUAUCAGUGAAAAUUUAGUAUUUAUGAAAGUUGGUGAUUAUUCUUCGACUGCUGUCAGUGGCAAAUAGAUUGUGUGUGUUCUAAAUAGUGUACAACACUUUAUAUAUGAACGAGUUCAACAAGAUAUACCCACCAAGGCUAGAACGGGAGCGACAACGAAAGUGACGUCACAAGUCCCCGAGAAACAAGACAGUCUGCAUUCUUAUGGUUUGACUGCAUUUUGUCGUGAAACAAAAAAAAAGAGGAAAAAAAACACUUUUUUCAUUCGAAAAACUUGUGUCGUUUUCUCAUUUUUAAGGUUAAAAAAGAACUAUUUUAAUAAAUAUAAUAAUAUUUAAAGUGUGACUUUAAUCUAUUGCUUUUCGUAUAACAUUUAAAGUACGGACAAUAGAGUGGAAGAUUCAUUCCAAUGACAAUUAGUCGUCUGCAUCCAUGAAUCAGCGUUCCUUCAUCCACUGAUUUCUUUUUAAAAAAGAGAAAGAAGAAAAAAAAGCAGAAGGAGGCCAAGAGCUAUUGUAAUAACGAGAAAGAAAUCUAUUGGAAAGAAUAAUGGAUUCCGAAGAAGAAACGUACGAUGUAGAUUCGGGUAACGAAUCCAGUGGCGAUGAUAAUAUGGAAUUUGCAAUGGAAAUUGAAGCCGCAAGUCCUAGAGAACGAGCUAGUGACGUCGACGAUUAUCCUUUUGAAGUUUUAUCAACAGAAGAAAUUGUUCAACAUAUGGUUGAUUCUAUAAAAGAUGUAAACACAGUUGUCGAGAUACCGGCGACUACAACGCGAAUUUUACUUAAUCAUUUCAAAUGGGAUAAAGAAAAGUUAAUGGAACGUUUUUACGACGGCGAUCAAGAGAAAUUAUUUGCAGAAGCCAGAGUUAUUAAUCCUUUCAGACAAGGUCCUGUAAUUAAUCGGAAUAGAGCUUCCCAAAGUUCAUUGAUCAGACGCACAUCAACGAAUGGAACGGAAGAAUGUGCAAUUUGUUUUAUAUCUUUACCAGUGCCUAUGAUGACUGGACUGGAGUGUGGGCAUCGUUUUUGCACUGGAUGUUGGGGCGAAUAUUUAACGACAAAAAUAAUGGAGGAAGGCGUGGGUCAAACAAUUGCUUGCGCAGCGCACGCUUGUGACAUUUUAGUUGACGACGCAAGUGUAAUGCGACUCGUUAAAGAUUCCAAAGUCAAACUGAAAUAUCAACAUCUCAUAACAAAUAGUUUCGUUGAAUGUAACAGGCUUUUGAGGUGGUGUCCAUCGCCAGAUUGCAAUAAUGCGAUAAAAGUUCAAUACGUUGAAUCGCGACCCGUUACUUGCAAGUGUGCUCACACUUUUUGUUUUCUCUGCGGAGAAAAUUGGCACGACCCUGUUAAGUGUCAUUUAUUACGAAAGUGGAUUAAAAAAUGCGACGACGACUCGGAGACUUCAAAUUGGAUUGCGGCAAAUACAAAGGAAUGUCCAAGAUGCAACGUUACAAUUGAAAAGGACGGCGGUUGUAAUCAUAUGAUUUGUAAAAAUCAAAAUUGCAAGACGGAAUUUUGUUGGGUGUGCUUGGGACCCUGGGAUCCUCACGGCUCAAGUUGGUACAGUUGCAAUCGCUAUGAUGAAGAUGACGCCAAAACUGCUAGAGACGCUCAGGAAAAAUCUCGAGCUGCCCUUCAACGUUAUCUAUUUUACUGUAAUCGUUACAUGAAUCACAUGCAAUCACUCAAGUUUGAGCAUAAACUCUAUGCCAGCGUUAAGGAGAAAAUGGAGGAAAUGCAGCAACACAACAUGUCAUGGAUCGAGGUCCAGUUUUUGAAGAAAGCCGUUGACAUUCUAUGCUCCUGCCGGCAAACAAUGAUGUACACGUAUGUUUUUGCAUACUACUUAAGGAAAAAUAAUCAAUCUGUGAUUUUCGAGGACAACCAAAAGGAUCUUGAAGGUGCAACAGAAUGUUUGUCUGAAUAUUUGGAGAGAGAAAUUACGAGUGAAAAUCUUGCUGAUAUAAAACAAAAAGUACAAGAUAAGUACAGAUACUGCGACAGUCGACGAAAAGUUCUGCUUGAACAUGUUCACGAGGGAUACGAAAAAGAAUGGUGGGACUAUUUAGAUUAAAUCUAAAAACAAUUGUUUUUUGGUCUCCGUAAAACUGUGAUAAAUCCGGAAAACCAAUACAACACAGAAAAUCAAACAAAAGACUAAACACAAAAAAGGGGAAAGGAUCCAAGAAAAUUAAAUGGAAAACAAAAAAAAAAAAAGAUUGUUUCUAAUUUUGAAAACGUAAAAAAAAUUUUUUUCUUUCAAAAUUUAAAACUUCGCGUUUUAAUUCUAUAUUAUUUAUUAUAUUUGAAAUAUAUUUUUCUUGUUAUUAAAGAAACCCGUAGAAACCAAAAAAAAAGAACAAGGUUUUACAUAAUUGACUUUCCAAAACUGUAUUCUCGAAAAAACUGAAAAAAGUUUUUUAAAAAAAAAGUUAUGAAAAGAAAAAUAAUUGAAAAACACGGGAAAAUUAACUAUGUAUUUCUAAAGUUAUUUAACUUCGUAUAAGAUCCUCUCAACUCUUUAUUCAAUCCACGCACGGCUUACUUAAUUUCAUUUUUUCAUUCACAAUUUAUUAAAAAAAAUAAGGAUAAUACCGCGAGAAUUGUCCGCUUAAAACUGCCAAUAAUUUAACUCAAUCAUAAAAUGUUCCCAUUAAAGUGAAAAUAUUUUUAAAAAUAAUAAUACCUCUGUGAUGACUUCAUUAAUUGAUAUAAUCACUUAAUUGGCUAUUCUGAAAAUGAGAAGAAAAAAAGAAAUUUUUUCUAAAUAUGCAGAUGCAGUAUUCUACUUGUACGUUUUCAUAGAUUUAACGACAAUUUUUGAACACUUUCUUGGAUAAAAUCUAUAGAACGCGUUUAUAAAAUGGAAACUGGUAUUUAAAAAUACACGGUUUCUUUAUUGUCGGUUCUAGAAAAAUUAAAGAAAACAAAAAAUGAAAAAAAACAGACAAAAGGAAAAUCGUCUGCACAUAUUGGGAACUUAAUUGUGUUCCAUUGUACAGUUUAUGUAGUUAUAUAUACAUAGAGUCUUAUAAAUAUAUUCGUACAUUGCUAUGUAGAAAUGAAAGUAGAUGUAUGUUAAGAGAUCAUAGAAAAUAACUAAUUAUAUUAAUAAAAAACAAAAUCAAGUAGUACCUUUUGAGAAUUACUUAUAUUAAAAUUGUUACUUUUUUUUCGUUUUAUCUUAAAAAUUAGGGAAGAAAACGAGAUGACAUGAAAUUAAGAACAGAAAGAAUAAGGACGUCGUUGUGAUUUAAUUUAUUUAUAACUAAAAAUUUAAAAAUUAGUUCUAAACUAAAUUUGUUUUUUUAAAAAAAAAAUAUAUAUAUCAAUUUCUGUUCGUUUAAAAUA